Molecule: messenger RNA, 1074 nt
Organism: Spodoptera frugiperda (fall armyworm)
Lineage: Eukaryota; Metazoa; Arthropoda; Insecta; Lepidoptera; Noctuidae
Exons: 2
Coding region: 1-1074 (357 amino acids)
Source: RefSeq, a predicted model, not a curated record
AUGAGUGAACAACUUGUGGCGAAUGAACUGCUGGCGUUCCUGCAGCAAAAGCUGGACGUGAUGGAUGAGGUGUCCGCUGUCCAGAUCUGCGCAUCGAACUUCAGCGAGCCUGACGUCGCUGCUUCCAAGCAGCUCCUGUUCCGGUUGCUGAACAAGAGCGACCAGAUGGUGUCCCGCCGGCGUGACGGGACAAAGAAAAGCAUCCAAGAUAUCAUCACGCUGCUAAAAGAGACCGAUCCGGACGACGUGCCUACGUUUGUGGCAGAGGAUCUUAACAAGCUUCCUCCCGUCACCUUCGACCACGUCGACGUAACAAGCCUGUUGAAGGACAUCGUCUUUCUGAAGGCAAGUCUGGCGGAUGUGCAGCGGAAGUUGGAUGCAUCCCAAAUUACUGUGGCUGAUUUGCGCAGCGAACUCAACGAGUUGCGUAAAUCGGCAACGGUAACUGGGUCACCGGCAACGGGUGCAUCGAACGUAAACAUGCGGCGCGGAGCGUGCCUCGAGGUAUCGGGUGCAAGUUUCGCGUCAGCAGUUUUGUCGCCAUCGCCGCGGUCACCGCCGAAUGCUGAGCCGGCACAGUGCGCGCCUCGUGCGCCCCGCUGCCCCGCUCCCGUCCCUGUGGGUCCUCCCCGCACCGCCGCUCGACCGCUCGACAUCAAGGUGUUCGUCGAGAUUAUGCCAGCGUCGCCGGGGACCGAUCAGGCUGAUGAUGAUGGGUUCGUGACGGUGCAAAGGAAGAAGCGCCGUCAGCGAACUAACAAGAAUCGCUGUGGCACGGCUCCUGCGGAGUCUAACAUCAAAAUCCGUGCUGCAAAGCCGAAUACCCCGGUGUACAUCUCCCGCCUACACUACACCACUAAGGCGGAGGACAUUGUGGAGUACGUGCGUCAGAAGCUGAAGUACGCCCCCAGAGUGCAGCUGCUGGAGUCGCGCCAUAAUGCCAACUUUAAGGCGUUCGUGGUGCGAGUGCCAACGUGUUUCCUGCACCUCGUGUUGGACGAAAACUUCUGGCCACAGGACGUGGUGUUCCGUCGCUUCCGCGGACAAGUGCCACUCGAGCGCACAGUGACGUAG